Messenger RNA from Diaporthe batatas, 495 nucleotides. RefSeq lists its product as uncharacterized. Lineage: Eukaryota; Fungi; Ascomycota; Sordariomycetes; Diaporthales; Diaporthaceae. The record is from RefSeq and is a predicted model, not a curated record. The transcript is spliced from 2 exons. Bases 1 to 495 code for a protein of 164 amino acids.
AUGUAUCUCAUCAAUAGGAUCGCACAAUCAAUUCUAUUUCUGGCGAGUGCACUGGCCAAUGCCAGGCUGUUCGAACUGGGUCUGCCAGAAGAGAUCAAGCCAGGCGAGAAAUUCAAUAUCACGGUGAAACAAGCCAUCGGAAUACCCAUGAUCGAAGUUUCGAUGUUGUUCGGAAUCGACAGAUACGACGCCGAGGCAAACAUUGCGCCCGAGCCGGGAAACAUGGGUGGGACCCUUUUGGGUUCGAUCGAUCUACGAGCAAUUCUAGGAGAUGGAAGAGGCCAGAACGUCACGACACUAACUGGCAUGACUGUGCCCGACAAGUUUCCGCUCGGUCCGGCCGCGAUCCAAGCUGUGAUUCUUUCUGUCCAAGGUCCUGUGAAUUCUCCUACGAUUGAGACCUGGUUCUGGAAUGUCACAAUAUCCGACUCGACGAGCGAUCAACUUGUGUCAGCCACGUAUGCCGACACUAAUAGCAGAUACUGUCAAAUAUAG